Linum trigynum is the source of this 6945-nucleotide messenger RNA. The record is from the annotation of a GenBank genome assembly. Lineage: Eukaryota; Viridiplantae; Streptophyta; Magnoliopsida; Malpighiales; Linaceae.
UAAUAAUAAUAAUAAUAACAAUAGUUUUUUUACAAUGUCAAUUGUACACAUGAUAAUUUAAUUUAGAUAAUUCAUCAAUAAUGGAAUCUACAUCAAUACCAAUAGCAUAUUCGCUUUCAAAUAAAAUAGUUAAGCAAUUGGUGAGAAAUUCAACGCUCAUUUUGUUGGGCAAAUCAGUUUUCACAUGUUUCAUUGUUGAAAAGGUUAUCUCCAUAGUAGCCGUUGAAACGGGCAACGUUAACACUAGACAAAACAAUCAACUAAUCAAUUUAUAUUGUGUGUCCAUCCGUAUUUCCACCGACUUCUCUAGUAAUUUUUCAAGUGGGCACACCUUAUAUUUCAUUUAGUAUUUUACUUUUUAGACUUUUAGAAUUUUAGGUUUCAUUGUUUAUUUUUUUAGAAGAAAAUCAUUGAGGCUAGAAUUUCUAGGCUAAAUUUAGAGUAGUGAUCUGAACCUGCUCGUCUUAACUAUUUUUCUAGUUACACACAAUCCUAUUAUAAAAUAACAAUAUCAGAUCGAAUGUCUAAAAUCAAAAAAUUCAUAAAGGCUAUACUAGCUCCGGACCUCGAGGUAGGCUGGACCGUGACCUGGGGUGGCCAUCCCCUUAAUCUACCACUGUGAUCUGAUCGAGAUCCAACAGAAGUAUUAUCUAUUUUGAUAAACCCCAGAUUGGGUCUUUUGGCUCAGAAUCACGCAGCAAACUAUGGAUGAUUAGCACGAUGAAGAUGGUCAAUUUCGUGCAAUUCUUCACGAGGAGAAAGGCUCGAAAUAGAUAGUUGAUGCUUGGCCACGAUCAAGGGGGUGAUUGAUCGAUACAAGCUCAGCAAGCAACCUAGAAUCCCUCUAAGUCACUCUCCUCAAACUCACGAAGCACACAAGCUUGUGAAGCAACUCGGGUUGUAUUCAACUUGAACUAAAAACUGACAAUUACAAUCAAUUGAAACUCUUAAAUAGACCUACUCUACUAAUCAAACAUCUCCGGAAAUCCUUAACACAAUCGAACACAAAAACCCAGCUCAAAACGGAAAAGGUAAAACAUAGUAGUAGUAAUCCUAGUCCGAGUCGGAUUCGGAGUACUCUGCAAGAUAGUCUUCUCGGCAGCUUCCAUACGAUCUUGCGUGUCUUCGUUGGAAACCUUCAAGGUAUGGUUUUGAUCACCCAAUGCCUCGUCUUUGCUCUAUGAGAAAUGUACUUUCGUGUGGUUGGACCCUCGAGACUCGAUUCCCCUUCUAUCUCCUCGAACCAAGCUCCAAAAGUUGGUACCAAGACUGUCUUCAAGACUUAGAGAAAUCUUGGCAGUUUUCUGGUUUCAGCAAAGGGUUUUGAGCAGCUUGAAAAUCAGUCUUCCUGGCCUCUUCUUGAGCUUCCAACCUUUUCCUCUUAUAGAGAAACUUCCCAGCUUCACAACAAGCCUUCAUUCGCCCUUUUUCAUCGAGCCAAACACAAGUUGCAUACGUGCAAAGAAGGGUACCUGAAACACUUACAACACUUAGACAAAAUUCAUAAUUCUUGUUAGUGUUUGAGAUUACUUUUCGAUCAAGCAAUUCAAGCUUGUUGGUUGACCCAAAUUGGAUCAUAUCAUAUUUAUGUUGGUUUAUGAACAAAAUAUGUAUAAUUGUUUUCAAAACAUAAAUAUAAAUCAUAUAUUAAAAUAAAAAAAGUGCUUUUACAUCUUUUAGUGAAAUUUACAAUUAUGCACCCGAAACGUAAAGUCUAUUGAAAUAAUAAUACACUAUAACGAAAAAUAUUCCUAUGAAUAAAUAAUAAUAAUAAUAACAAAAAAUAUUCCUAUGAAUAAAUAAUAAUAAUAAUAAUAAUAAUAAUAAUAAUAAUAAUAGUAGUAGUAGGUGUGUGACAUUACAAAUUAAAGCAUAUCGCAGCAUUUCCACUCUUUGCAAUGCCACUUUGCGAUUGCUGAAAAGGAAGAAUUAGUCAUAUUGCUUCUGCAACUGAAACUGCAAGCACUAAUUUAUACUUUUCUAAAAUAAUAAAAUACACACCCAAUCUAAUCUAAAAAUCAGAAAACAAAGUGCACUGACACCAAAUCAAAACGUUUGAUAUUAAAAAAAUGGGAUCGAGAAAUACAAGUUAGGUUGAUGUAUAUUUCAAUAAUAAUAAUAAUAAAUAAAAGAAUCUGUUCGGCUGUUCCCCCGAUUUCUUCAGCGUGUUUGGUAUUAAAAAAUAUCAAAAAGGGAAAGUUAAAGGGGGAAAAAAGGCAAAGAAAGAAAAUUCGGCGGGGGGUCCAAACUCCAAACAGUGAACACUGGCAGCCGUCUGUCUGUCUGUGUCACUUGGCUACGUUAAGUCAUGAUGAGGCCACCACCCACAGAUUUCCCAAUAGAUUUCCUCCUCACUCCUCUCAUCAUGUUCCAUUUCCAUGCAAACAUACAUCAUUUCCCUCUUCCUCCCUCUCUCAAUCUCUCUCCCAAUUUAGAAUUUUCGAUUAUAUAUGCUCUAAUCUAUGUGCAGAAGAGAAAUAAGAAAUCUGAAUAUCAAGCUGAUUAGAAUCAUAAUAAUCAGAGAGAACAAACUCUAAAAUGGGUUAUAGUCCUCUCAAUAUUUGGAAUUGCGAUAUAGAAUAUGACUCAUACGGUAAACAAACGUUUAAAAGUAUUAGAAUGAUAGAUUAACAUCCCCUUUACCCCAAAAACUCAAGUCCAAUUCCAUAAUGCUAUUGUUAUAUUUUUUUUAGAGCACUUCUACUAUGCUAUAUAGUAUUGGUGCUUUAAUGUACAACUUAAAGUUGUACCAUAACAUUAAAUGUAUAAGUUUAGGUUGUCCCAUAAAGCAAUUUGUACCAUUAUGUUAUGGUACAACUUUAUAACUUGAAGUUGUACCAUCACUUAAAUGUACAAGUUCAAGUUGUACCAUAAAAGAAUUUGUAAAAAAAGUAUAGGUACAAUCUGAAAUUAUACCAUAAUAUAAAUGUACAAUUUUAAGUUGUACCAUAAAGACAAAACCCUAUAGCACCAAUACUAUAUAGCAUUGUAAAAUUUCUCUUUUUUUUUUUUAACCCCCAAGUUCGGUUUGACCACUCAAUAUAACACUAUAUCAUAAAUCCUAACUUUCAAAAUAUUAUUAUAUAAAAAACUUCUAAACCCUUUUUUUAAGUUUAUAUUUUAUUAAAAAACUUUUCCCUCUAUAUAUAUAUAUCUCCCUCUCCUUAGCCUAAUCUUCUCACCCCAUCCUUCUUCUUCCUUUCUCAUCUCCCAAUUAUUUUUUUACACUAAUAUCCCUUUUCUCGUCUCCAUCGAAUCAUGGCCGCCGAGAGUUUCACCAUGCCAACAUAUUUCAUCGUACUCCUCUUCAUCACUCGCCUAAUCUCCACCCUCCAAGGAAUCAAAACCUCCAAGUCGCCGCCCGCCGUCGACCCGCCACUUCUUGAUAAUCAUCGCCACUUCCCCGUCGGAGCCCUCCGCACCGACGCGACCGCCGUCUCCGCCGCCGCCACCGACUACGGCCACAUCAUCCACCGCCGCCCCGCCGCCGUCCUCCACCCUUCCUCCGUCGACGAUAUCGUCAAGCUCGUCAACCUCGCGUACGACUACAACGCCCACAACCACAACAACAACUCCACCUCGGCGAGCCUCACGGUGGCGGCGAGGGGCCGGAGCCACUCGGUCCGGGGGCAGGCCAUGGCGGCGGCGAACGGCGUGGUGGUCGACAUGAUGCGGCUGAGGAGCGCGCGUUUUAAUAAGAACGUAAACGUCGUCGUGUCGUCGUCGUCGAAGCCGGGUCCGUACGCCGACGUGGGAGGGGAGGCGCUGUGGAUCAACGUGCUGGAGGCCGCGCUCAGGCACGGCGUCGCGCCGGUCUCGUGGACCGACUACCUGUACCUGACCGUCGGCGGGACGCUGUCCAACGCCGGAAUCAGCGGCCAGACUUUCCGCCACGGCCCUCAGAUCAGCAACGUCCAUGAAAUGGACGUCGUCACCGGGACAGGAAAGCUCGUGACUUGCUCCCCUUCCACCAACGCUAACCUGUUCUACGCUGUUCUCGGCGGGCUGGGCCAGUUCGGCAUCAUCACCCGGGCCCGCAUCGCUUUGCGCUCGGCCCCUAAAAAGGUGAGGUGGGUGCGGAUGCUGUACAGCGACUUCUCCGCCUUCACAAGCGACCAGGAGCGACUGAUCACUGUGCAUGCAAGCAGCCGGAAGCAAGAACACGACACAUCAGAGGUUCGUAAUCACAAUGAUGGGGGAGGAUUGGAAUUGGAUUAUUUGGAAGGUUCGGUAAUGGUGGACAGAGGGGGCCCGCCAAGCCACUGGAGAUCCUCAUUUUUCCCGACCUCCGACGCCCACAGGAUCGUGUCCCUUGUCGCCCAACACCGCGUCAUCUACUGUCUCGAGCUCGCCAUCAACUCCUACACUACUAAUCACCACCACCUCGACAUGGAGCUGGAGCGACUGUUGCACGGGCUGAGCUACGUCCCGGGAUUCGCGCACAGCAAAGACGUGUCCUACGUGGAUUUCCUCGACCGGGUACGAGGUGGGGAACUGGAGCUCCAGUCCCGAGGGCUGUGGGAGGUUCCGCAUCCGUGGCUCAACCUCUUCGUGCCCAAAUCCCGAAUCGCGGAAUUCGAUUCGGGCGUUUUCAAGGACAUCGUCCUGCGUAGGAACGUCACCACGGGUCCCGUCCUCGUCUACCCCAUGAACCGAAACAAGUGGGACGAGAGGACGUCGGCGGUGAUACCGGCGGCGGCGGAGGAGGAGGAUGUGUUCUACACGGUGGGGUUCUUGCACUCGAGCGGGCAGGAGGGAUGGGAGGAGGUGGAGGAGCAGAACAGGGAGAUAGUGGAGUUCUGUGAGCGGAGUGGGAUGGGAGUGAAGCAGUAUCUUGCUCAUUACGCCACGACGGAGGAGUGGGCCAGGCAUUUUGGUCCCAAGUGGACAAGGUUCCGACAUAGGAAAUCCGAGUUCGAUCCCAUGAAGAUGCUCUCCCCGGGACAGAGAAUUUUCAAUUAAUUGACGUAUAUAGAAGAUAUAAUAAUUUAAUUUAAUUUCUGAUAGCUACUGUGAGAGAGAGAGAGAGAGAGAGAAGUGAGAUUUCACAGAAAGUGAUUUUGUAUCUCUCAUCCUUUCUCUCUUGGCUAGACUUUUUAUUUUUAUUUUUGAGUAUCUAGUCUUCACUCUUCAUAUAGUGGAAUUUUGUUGAGUUUGGUAGUGUGGUGAUUAGAUUUAAUUAUCUCGACUUGAUGAAAUGAUAUGAUCAAUGUACAUAAAUGGUUCGGUUCGUAAGGUUUUCAUUAAUAUUAUGUAUGGUGAUCAAGUCCCUAGCAAAAUUAAUGGGUACGACUGGUUUUCAUUGAUUUACUUCGUGAUUUCCUAAUUUUCUAUUAAAUAUCCGACAAGAUAGCUUUGUCCCUGAAAGACUUCACAAAUUCGCUGCUUGUACAUUUGUUAGUUGCACCUCCCUCUCCUUGUUUGUAAGCUGGUAAGAACCACUUACUACCCUUGCCUCUAGCGUCUUCACUUUCUUUCACACGCCUGUUAUGAGGUCUUUUAUGCACAAGAUCUUUCUCUGAGUUGGAAGCGUGGGAGUUUAUCAAGGUUUGUGAUGGAGAUAAGACUCCAGAUCCUUAUGGUUUAACUUUGAAUUUUUACAAGGCUUGUUGGGGAAUCAUCAAACAUGAUAUCAUGGAGCCCUUUGAAGAAAUUUCAUAGCAAGGAAAUUCCUCCACAAUGUGUGGCACAUUUUUUCAUUUGUUUGCGUGAAACAGGUUGCAGUGGAAGAACAUAUAUAGCGACUUGAGGAUAACCUUGUUGGGAGGUUUUAACAAGUUUAUCAUGACCAAGAUUCUUAGUAUAUGUCGAGGAUUGUGAUGUCAAAGAUCAUCUCUAGUAAUCAAAGUGUUGAUGUUCUUAGCAAGCAAAUUCAUGAAGGGUCUUUAAUAGCUAAUGGAAUUAUUGACAAGAGGAGAAGGAGUAGUAAACCAUGUUUAGCGAUCAAGUUAGAUAUCGAAAAAUCAUUCGAUAAUGUUCACUGGGAUAGUCUUAUCUUUGGCAUCCAAGUCUUUGGAGUUUUCUAAUAGUUGGAUCAAGUGGAUUAAGGGAUGUGUCUCAUCACCUAUGCUAUCUUUGCUUGUUAAUGGCGAAACCACAUGUUUUUUCUCUCUCUCCUUCUAAGAGGACUAAAGCAAUGAGAUCAGGGAGUGAUGGAUGUCGAAUCGAUGAAUUCCCACCCCUCUUAUCCCAACGACUUCACAGAUUUAGGGGGUGAAGAGGUGCUCUGUUUGGUGAAGGCAGUUGAUUGUUACUAAAUGUCGUAAUGAGGUUUCUUGCUAGUUAUGUGGUUGUAGAGCAGAGAGGGGGAGAAAUCGGCUCGCCCUGGACGAUAAUUAUUCAGGAUUACAAAAUAUUUUGUAGAAACCUACGCACCUCGAAACCAUGAGCGUCGCAUGAGUUCCUUUUUGGAAAAAAACUCACGUAUGCCCAGUGUCAUAUUCUCGCAAACCUUUUUCUCCCGCGUGUUGUCCAGCACAGCUUGCCCCGAUCGAAUUUGCAUACCAAUUAGCUAGAUUCCUCUUCUUUUUUUAUCUUACUAAAAUGUUUAAAUCUCGAGGCAAACAUCAUUCUCUAUCCACAAUACCUAAGACGAAGAAUGGCCAAUAAACAAAGACAAGCUAUUUCUAUCAUGAAUGUAGACUCAUUUUGGGGGAAGAACAAGUAUAGCUGGAGGAUGAGAUAGGCAUUUGCAGCUAUAGCAUGGAUCAACAGUAACUUCCAUUGUAGAUGAAUGAUAAUGAAUGAAAUGGGGCCAAGUCGAAAUCGCAGCUUGAUUCAGAAUGUUUGCAACUUUGGUUGCAGCUUGCGGGCAUCCGGGAGACACAACUCCGACAUUUUUGACCUUUUUCACAGCCCUCCUCUGCCCCAAGUUUAAUUCCACCCUAAUCAUAUCUUUUUAACGCUUAGCUAGCUAGCUAGCUAGAAUCAAAUUAUUGUAUCCAA